Oldenlandia corymbosa var. corymbosa is the source of this 2478-nucleotide messenger RNA. NCBI's taxonomy places the organism in Eukaryota, Viridiplantae, Streptophyta, Magnoliopsida, Gentianales, Rubiaceae. The record is from the annotation of a GenBank genome assembly.
GGAACCUUAAAAAAUAAUCAUCAGACAUACCCACGUCAGAAUAGGCCACACACACACACACACACACACACACACACACACACACAAAACUCGCGCACCCAAAAAAAACGUAACUCCUUUCCGAAUUCCAAUCUUCAGACACAUGGCGGCCGACUGAAGUAAAGAACACCGGUUUGUUUCUCAUUUUUGCCUUCUGUUUUUGCUUUUCAGUCUCCCUUUUUCUCCCAUUUCCCUCCUUUAACAUUUUGCUUUGCAGCCAAACACUAUAGGUCACCGUAAUCUCGUUCUGCCAUCAAUUUUUGGGUUUAACUCGUUGACCAAACUUUACCUACUGUAUUCUCCAAAUCCCAAGUUUUUGUUCACCCCCAGUAUAUAUAAAUGCCAGUUUAACAAACCCAUUUUUGUUUUUUAAGGUUUAAUCCAUUCUGGGUUUCUCUGGGUUCUUCUUUGUUUUCUGCUCCUUUUGUUUUUUUAAUUUGAUUAAUUUACGCCGGGAUGUCAGGUCGAGGUGGGGCCCCGCCACCGCCGUCAGAUGCCCAAAUCAGGAUGCAGCCACGGCGUGGUAACAACAACACCAUUCACCCUGUGCUGGGCCCGACGCCACCCGGCGGCGGCGCUGGCUCGUCGGCUUCCUCCUCGGCGUCCAACAACCCAGCUGCCCUGUACAGUGAAUUAGUUGCCAAGCACUAUAGGAAGUGGUUCCCUUGGUUGAUACCGGUUUUUGUGGUGAUCAAUGUAGCCAUGUUUCUGAUCACCAUGUACAUUAACGACUGCACCAACAAUUCUGUUUCCUGCUUUGCUGGAUUUCUCGGCAGGUUUUCUUUUCAGCCAUUGAAAGAAAAUCCGUUGCUUGGGCCUUCCUCCACCACGCUAGAGAAGAUGGGCGCUUUAGAUGCUAAUAAAGUGGUCCAUGAACAUCAGGGGUGGCGGCUUGUUACAUGCAUGUGGCUACAUGGUGGCAUUCUUCAUUUGCUGGCCAAUAUGUUGAGUCUUGUAGUCAUUGGCAUUCGCCUUGAGCAAGAAUUUGGCUUUGUUCGCAUUGGACUGCUCUAUGUCAUCUCCGGACUUGGUGGAAGUUUGUUAUCAGCUCUCUUCUUAAGGUCAAACAUAUCUGUUGGUGCUUCCGGUGCUCUUUUUGGUUUACUUGGCGGCAUGCUCUCUGAAUUGAUUACUAAUUGGAGCAUAUAUGCCAACAAGGUGGUAUCUUUCAUAACCCUUGUUGUCAUAAUUGCUAUAAAUUUGGCAAUGGGACUGCUACCGCACGUGGACAAUUUUGCUCAUAUUGGAGGGUUUCUUUCUGGGUUUUUUCUUGGGUUCGUGUUUCUCAUACGUCCCCAGUUUGGAUGGGUCAACCAGAGAUAUGCUGGUCAAGGACACUCUCCGUCAUCUCCCAAACCAAAAUUCAAGACUUACCAAUGCGUCCUUUGGGUCAUUUCUCUGAUUAUUCUCAUUGUUGGGUUCACUUUUGCUCUGGUCAUGCUGUUUCGGGGGGUGAAUCUGAAUGAGCAUUGCUCAUGGUGUCAUUACAUGAGCUGCGUUCCAACUUCAAAGUGGAGCUGCAACUCACAGCCUGCAUCAUGCGUGGUGAGUAACCAUUGAUCUUUUCAAUACCAUGUGAGAAAUGCUUUUUGAGUCUUCUGAUCAAAUAAAGAUUGCAUAGGUUAAAACACUCACAAAUUUAUUACGACCUGUUACAAACGACGCUGAUUUAUUGAUGAUAACAAGAACCGUGAAAAUGCUGAACCUAAUACUUUGUAAAUGUGUGUACAUAUCAUUUCAUACAUGUUUUCAUACUAGGUUAAAGAACAUGCAUUGAUAUGAAUCAUAAUCCAAUUUCAACAUGAGUAACCUCUACAGAACAACUUCGUGCAGCUUCUGAUACUAUUACUACAUUUCUUGUUUGUUUUUUAGUUUCUUCUUUAUUUGCACAUCACUUGAAUGCGUGUUGUAAUGCAAUUUUUCAGUCUGAUCAAGCUGGAAAUCAGUUUACCUUAACAUGUUCAAACAAUGGCAAACAGAAGACAUAUACCUUGCAAAAUCCGACGUCAUCUCAGAUAGAAGGGCUGUGUACUCAGCUCUGCCGGUGACCGACUAAGGAUCUUUGGAAGACGUAGGGUUAGGGUUGAAGCUGGGAGGCCUAGACAUAUACAUUUAACAUUCAUACAUGUGACUGUUUCAAAUCUGUCUUUUGUAUAUGCAAGUGUUUAUGUAGAGGGACUAUAGAUUGAUGUAAGGACGUUGAUUACAAACCAGUAUGGCCUCCUGCUGUUAAAGACUUUCAGCUUCAUGACGGGAGUUUCCCAUCUUUAAAUUUUGCUUGUGUCAGUUUUGUGUUUGCAAGAGGAAUUUGUUGGCUUAUCCUGUAAGAUUCUGCUCUCUUUUCAAUGCAGGUUUAGCCAACCUGAUGCUGAAGGGAAGAGUUUUCAACUUUUUCAUUUACAAACCACACAAGUACCCAAAAUGUUUUUAUAAAACAAC